AUGUCGAGUUCGUCAAGCACCAACAUCAGAAUGUGCUAUUGUGGAGAUAUGGAUGGAAUGUGGACAUCAUGGACUCGAAAGAAUCUAGUUCGGAGGUUUUUUGGUUGCCCAAAUUACAUGGAUGAGGAGAAGGACUGUGGGUAUUUUCCUUGGAUUGACCCACCACAAUUGAAUAAGUGGUAUAGAGAAAGAAUGUAUGAAUUAGGAGCUGUUGCUAAUGGGGGUGUAGCUAUUCCUUUCAAUAACCCUAUUAAUGAAGGUGAAAUACCUGUUGAUAGCCCUAUUGCCCCAGUGAAUGUUGAUGUCCCUAUUGCCCUUGUAAAUGCUCUUGAACCUGAUAAUCAAAUUGCAAUGCGUGAGAAUACACAUGUGCUUGGUAAUGAAUUUGGAUUUUGCAAGUGGAUGAUGGUUUGUUUCGUUUGUUUAAUUGUAGGGAUGAUGUAUGGUUAG
This is a messenger RNA of Lactuca saligna, 450 nucleotides long. The record is from the annotation of a GenBank genome assembly. Lineage: Eukaryota; Viridiplantae; Streptophyta; Magnoliopsida; Asterales; Asteraceae.